Messenger RNA from Paramuricea clavata, 715 nucleotides. The record is from the annotation of a GenBank genome assembly. Lineage: Eukaryota; Metazoa; Cnidaria; Anthozoa; Malacalcyonacea; Plexauridae.
AUGCAAAAAGUUCUCCCAGGUUUUGCAUUAAAUAAGUCUGUGGAAAGAUUGAGAAAAGGUAUUAAAAAAGUUCUACGGAAGGAUGAACUGGCGAAUAAAGAUGUUGCUGACGCUGUUUCAUUCAUUGAAACGAAAACAAUGAAAAAAAGGGGAUCACUAAUUAAGUUCAACGAUGUAAGUAUAUUCAAAUUACACUUGGUAGCUGAGUUAGAGAUAGUUUCUAUACACGUUUGUAAGGGCAGGGUAUGCAAAAAGUUUUUCCUUAAACUCUACCAUUAUGUAUUCUCUUCGCUAUAGCCAUCGAGUAAGCCCAAGAAUUUGUUUGAAGACAAGCGGUCCAGUUUAAACUGGUGGUACUCGGCACACCGGACGACGUUCUUCGAAAGCAGUACGGACCUGUUGGAAGCUUUAGUCGACGUCAUUUCAAGCUAUUACGUCUUCCACAUAAAUUACCCUGAUCAAAUGUCAGGUAUCCUCUACUUCCUCCAGGAUUUCGCGUUAGAUGUAUCAGACACCACACAGAGAUCCAUUAAAUACUCGUCUUUCGUUGCUGAACUGCAGUGCGAUGUUCACCGACAGUGAACUUGAAGUUACAAGUCGAUUACAUUUUAUUCCCUUCUAUGCAUGUCGCAAAAACGUAAGGAAAUGUACUCUGAUUGUGGUGGUGUAUUUUGUACUCAGGUGUUAUAAGUAUUUUUUCCCUGCUACUCUUAGU